Zingiber officinale is the source of this 2367-nucleotide messenger RNA. Its product is annotated as cationic amino acid transporter 3, mitochondrial-like. Bases 1 to 2340 code for a protein of 779 amino acids. The record is from RefSeq and is a predicted model, not a curated record. Gene Ontology annotation, molecular function: nucleic acid binding; zinc ion binding; amino acid transmembrane transporter activity. NCBI's taxonomy places the organism in Eukaryota, Viridiplantae, Streptophyta, Magnoliopsida, Zingiberales, Zingiberaceae. The transcript has 16 exons. Gene Ontology annotation, biological process: transmembrane transport; amino acid transport. Gene Ontology annotation, cellular component: membrane.
AUGUACCCUCAGUGCACUACAUGUGGGAAGAAGCAUUCCGAGGUGUGCCACAAGGGCACAAAUAGGUGCUUCAAUUGUGGACUAGAAGGACAUCGAGCCAAGGAUUGCCCUACCCAGGUUCAGACAACUCCUCAGCAGUAUAUUCAGAACAGGGGUGCUCCCUCACAGCUACACCAGAUGCAAGCUGUGAUAGAAGCACUCUGCUUCUUCAUUUGCGCGGAAGAAGGCGGCGGCGGCGGCGACGACGACGACGAUGACGACGGUGUAGGAAGGAGGGUAAAUGGAGAUCCUUCGUCUUCUUUCUUCUCUAUUUUCGGGAAGAUUAACAAAAGGCAUGGGAGCUUGAUUUGGUCCUGCGCCUUAUCGGCGAGCGAAGUUUGUGUUUUACCCGUAUCUCGUGCUAUCUCGGUGAUGGAAUACGACGAGGGGAGUUGGAAGCAGGUGGGAGGAGAAGCGUCGGGGUUCCGGUUCAUUUCGAGGCGCAAACAGGUGAAUUCGCCGCGGGUCAAGGCCAAGAGUCCGCGCCAUCGGCUCGCCCGGGCGUUGUCAGUUCCGGAGGUCAUUGCGAAUGGUGUUGGUGCAACCAUCGGUGCUGGAGUCUAUGUUCUUGUUGGAACAGUUGCCAGAGAAGAAGCAGGACCUGCUCUAAGUAUAUCUUUUUUAAUAGCUGGGAUAGCAUCUGCUCUCUCUGCUUUCUGCUAUGCGGAGCUUGCAAGUCGUUGCCCAUCUGCAGGGAGUGCCUACCACUAUUCUUAUGUCUGUGUUGGAGAAGGUGUUGCUUGGUUGGUUGGCUGGGCUCUAAUCUUGGAAUACUCAAUUGGUAGUUCAGCUGUUGCACGUGGCAUAUCCCCAAAUUUGGCUUUAUAUUUUGGAGGUCCAGAUAGCCUGCCUUAUUUUUUAGCACGCGUAACAAUUCCAGGAAUCAAUGUUGUUGUUGAUCCAUGUGCUGCAGUCCUUGUUUUGAUUGUCACAGCAUUACUAUGUUCAGGAAUAAAGGAGAGCUCAAUUGUCCAAGCGGUCAUCACAGGUGCAAAUAUCUGUGUGUUGUUAUUUGUUAUCUCUGUUGGCAGCUUUAUUGGGUUUCAGACAGGAUGGGUUGGAUAUAAGAUCACUGACGGUUUCUUUCCUUACGGGUUAAAUGGAGUGCUUGCUGGUUCAGGAACUGUUUUCUUUUCCUACAUAGGUUUUGAUGCUGUUGCUAGCACUGCUGAAGAGGUUAAGAAUCCGCAAAGAGAUCUGCCACUGGGAAUUGGUAUUUCUCUAUCUAUAUGCUGCUUGCUUUAUAUGUUGGUUUCCGUAGUUGUCGUUGGCUUGGUGCCAUACUUUGCAAUGGACCCUGACACCCCAAUAUCAUCUGCAUUUGCAAAUUAUGGCAUUGGUUGGGCAGCGCAUGUUAUCACAUCAGGAGCCCUUCUUGCACUUUGCUCAGCUGUGAUGGGCUCCAUUCUCCCACAGCCUAGAAUUCUCAUGGCAAUGGCAAGAGAUGGAUUGUUACCAUCGUUCUUCUCAAGUGUUCACAAGCGUACCCAAGUUCCAGUUAAUAGCACACUUGUGACCGGGAUAUUUGCAGCUUCACUAGCAUUCUUCAUGGAUGUUUCACAACUAGCUGGCAUGGUCAGUGUUGGCACACUCUUUUCUUUCACCAUCGUCGCGAUCUCAAUCUUGGUUGUGAGAUAUUUACCUCCAGAUGAGAUACCUCUUCCAGCAUCUCUCAUGGAAUCUAUUGAUUCAGUUUCACUUCGCUAUAGCAUUCAACAGAAGAGUGAAAAGAAGCAACGUUCUGUUGAAAAUUCAGGAAGUAACAAGAUCCAACAUGAUGGCCUCUCGCAAGACACUACUAACGCAUCAAUUGCGCAACCUCUCAUUCUGAAGAAAACAAAUCAAGAAAAUCUCAGUGAACAAACUCGCCGAAAGAGGGCAUCUUGGAGCAUAACUGCUGUUUGCGUUGGAGUUCUUAUCCUCACAAAAUCAGCCACUUACACAUUACUGCCUUUCUUCCUACACGUCUUGGGAUGCUCUUUAGGGACCUUCAUUCUUUUGGGAGGUCUAGCUGUUCUAUACUGGAUCAAUCAAGACGACGGCCGUCAUAGUUUCGGUCACAGUGGAGGCUUCACUUGCCCCUUUGUUCCAGCUCUCCCUGUUGGCUCCAUCCUCAUUAAUGUUUAUCUGCUCGUAAAUCUCGGUCCAGGCACUUGGUUCCGAGUUUCAAUUUGGAUUGUGGCUGGGGUUUUGGUGUACUUGUUAUAUGGACGAACUCACAGCGGUUUGACGAAUGUAGUGUAUGUGCCGGCGGCACAUGUAGAUGAAAUCUAUGAAGCUUCUUCGCACUUGGUAGUUUAGAGUUCAUCAGUGUAAAUUGAGUCAAUU